Vigna radiata var. radiata (mung bean) is the source of this 2272-nucleotide messenger RNA. RefSeq names its product SNF1-related protein kinase catalytic subunit alpha KIN10. The transcript is spliced from 12 exons. The record is from RefSeq and is a predicted model, not a curated record. Gene Ontology annotation, cellular component: cytoplasm. The coding region runs from base 179 to 1726 and encodes 515 amino acids. Gene Ontology annotation, molecular function: protein serine/threonine kinase activity; ATP binding. Lineage: Eukaryota; Viridiplantae; Streptophyta; Magnoliopsida; Fabales; Fabaceae. Gene Ontology annotation, biological process: protein phosphorylation; intracellular signal transduction.
UGAAUUGCGUGGCGAAGGGAAGAGAGGGGGUAAGAGAAACGCAGCAUCUUACCGUAAUAAUAGCAGCAGCGCACGAACGAAGAGUGCAAACAAUGCUCUCUUCUAUCUUCCUUCACAAUCCACCACUCUAACCUUCCUUUUGCUUCGAUCUAAUUGGCAGGUGCUAAAGAUUAUAAAAAUGGACAGGUCAACUGGCCGCAGUGGUGGUGGAAGUGUGGACACGUUUCUACCAAAUUAUAAGUUGGGGAAAACACUUGGCAUUGGAUCCUUUGGCAAGGUGAAAAUUGCCGAACACGUACUGACUGGUCAUAAAGUUGCUAUAAAGAUCCUUAACCGCCAGAAGAUAAGAAACAUGGAAAUGGAAGAAAAAGUUAGAAGGGAAAUCAAAAUUUUAAGAUUGUUUAUGCAUCAUCACAUUAUACGACUUUACGAGGUCAUAGAAACCCCAUCAGACAUAUUUGUUGUUAUGGAGUACGUGAAAUCUGGAGAGCUCUUUGAUUACAUAGUGGAGAAGGGUAGGUUGCAAGAGGACGAAGCCCGCCAUUUUUUUCAGCAGAUAAUUUCUGGUGUGGAGUACUGUCACAGGAAUAUGGUGGUUCAUAGAGACUUGAAGCCUGAGAAUUUACUUUUGGACUCCAAAUUUAAUAUCAAGAUUGCUGAUUUUGGCUUGAGCAAUAUCAUGCGUGAUGGUCACUUCCUUAAGACAAGUUGUGGAAGCCCUAACUAUGCGGCUCCAGAGGUUAUCUCGGGGAAAUUGUAUGCUGGACCUGAAGUAGAUGUCUGGAGCUGUGGUGUAAUUUUAUAUGCUCUUCUCUGUGGCACUCUUCCUUUUGAUGAUGAAAACAUUCCCAAUCUUUUCAAAAAGAUAAAGGGUGGGAUAUACACUCUUCCUAGUCAUCUGUCACCUGGUGCUAGAGAUUUGAUUCCAAGGAUGCUUGUGGUGGAUCCCAUGAAGAGGAUGACAAUACCUGAGAUACGUCAUCACCCAUGGUUCCAAGUUCGUCUGCCACGUUAUUUAGCAGUGCCACCACCAGAUACACUGCAACAAGCCAAAAAGAUUGACGAGGAGAUUCUUCAAGAAGUGGUUAAGAUGGGAUUUGAAAGGAAUCAAUUGAUUGAAUCUCUUGCAAACAGAAUACAAAAUAAGGGUACUGUAACAUACUAUUUGUUAUUGGACAACCGGUUCCGUGUAUCCAGUGGUUAUCUUGGAGCUGAAUUUCAAGAGACAAUGGAUUCUGGUUUCAAUCGGAUCCAUUCCAGUGAAGUUCCUUCUCCAGUUGUUGGACACCACAGCACAGGAUAUAUGGAUUACCAGGGAGUAGGAAUGCGGCAACAGUUCCCUGCUGAGAGAAAAUGGGCCCUUGGGCUUCAGUCUCGAGCACAACCACGUGAAAUAAUGACUGAGGUCCUUAAAGCUCUGCAAGAAUUAAAUGUUUGUUGGAAGAAGAUUGGACACUAUAACAUGAAGUGUAGAUGGGUUGCUAGCAUUCCCAGUCAUCAUGAAGGAAUGAUUAACAAUUCUGUGCAUAGUAAUCAUUACUUUGGAAAUGAUUCCAGCAUUAUUGAAGAUGAGGCUGUUUCUAAGUCAAAUGUGGUCAAGUUUGAAGUGCAGCUUUACAAAGCUCGUGAGGAGAAGUAUCUACUUGAUCUUCAGAGGGUCCAGGGCCCACAGUUUCUUUUCUUGGAUCUCUGUGCUGCUUUCCUUUCACAGCUUCGUGUUCUCUAGCAUAAAGCUCAUAAGUCACAAAGGAGCCCUCGUGCUGCAUGUGAAUAAACAUACAUUGUACAUACCAGUACCCAUUCAGUAUGGGUAUAUCUAUUUGUCGGUACUUUUAGCCUACCCCCAGUUUUUAUGGGUUAUCAUGAUUGAGGCAACCUGCAUAUGGCAUUUGCUUCCGAAAUCAUGGCGUCUGACUAGGUCCGUCUUUUUACCAGUUAAUUUAAUUUUCAUUAUCCCCUGAAAUCCCUGAGAUUUUAAUGAAAGCUUUCUCCUCCAACAGAGACAUCUGUUUAUGGUAUUGAACUUAUUGUUGUAAUUGACUGCUUAUGUCUGUUGCUCGGAAGCCGAGGGGUUGUUUGCCUAGGCUGCAUCGAACAUGAGCUUGCAGAUAAGCAUUUUCUCCCCGCUUCCCUACUCAAUUACUGCUCCUUUUAUGGAUGCAUUUUAUUUGGCAAAUCAUGGCUUAUGUAUUUUAGAAUCUGUGUAAACCAUAUUUUUUCGUGCAUUCUUAAUCAGUUAUGAUUAAUCAGGCUGCUUGAUGCUUGUGUUAUA